Closterium sp. NIES-65 is the source of this 1467-nucleotide messenger RNA. The record is from the annotation of a GenBank genome assembly. Lineage: Eukaryota; Viridiplantae; Streptophyta; Zygnematophyceae; Desmidiales; Closteriaceae.
AUGAGGAGCCUGCCUGCCUGCCUGCCUGCCCCACCGUUGGCGGCUCUUCAGUGCCAACCGUUGGCACAACGGUGGGGCACCAGCUGCGCCGGAGAGAUCAUGAGGAGGAGGCGGCUGCCUGCUCCACCGUUGGCACCACUGGCAUUUCCGGCCGCACCAUCGGCAGAACCACACCCGGCAGCGCCUCAGGAGCUGCCGUUGCCACGGCUGUCUGCUUUUGAUUCGACUCAAAAGGAGGGGGAUGCCUGCUCCACCGUUGGCACCACUAGCACACCCGGCCGCGCCACCGGCAGAACCACACCCGGCAGCGCCUCAAGAGCUGCCAAUGCCACGGCUCUGCACUUGAGUCGACUCAAAAGGAGGGGGCUGCCUGCCCCACCGUUGGCACCACUGGCACUUGCGGCCGCGCCAUCCGCAGAACCAAACCCGGCAGCGCUUCAAGAGUUGCCGUUGCCGCGGCGGUCGCUGCCACCACAGCCGGGCCAGGAGGAUGGGCCCUCUGCCCCCUCCAUCCUCCAGGCGCACGCCGGGAACCUGAGAUCACAGCAGUCUGCCCAGUCACAGCAGUCUGCCCAGUCACAGCAGUCUGCCCAGUCACAGCAGUCUGCCCAGUCACAGCAGUCUGCCCAGUCACAGCAGUCUGCCCAGUCACAGCAGUCUGCCCAGUCACAGCAGUCUGCCCAGUCACAGCAGUCUGCCCAGUCACAGCAGUCUGCCCAGUCACAGCAGUCUGCCCAGUCACAGCAGCCUGACCAGUCACAGCAGUCUGCCCAGUCACAGGCAGUCACAGCAGUCUGCCCAGUCACAGCAGUCUGCCCAGUCACAGCAGUCUGCCCAGUCACAGCAGUCUGCACAGUCACAGCAGUCUGCACAGUCACAGCAGUCUUCCCAGUCACAGCAGUCUGCCAAGUCACAGCAGUCUGCCCAGUCACAGCAGUCUGCCCAGUCACAGCAGUCUGCCCAGUCACAGCAGUCUGCACAGUCACAGCAGUCUUCCCAGUCACAGCAGUCUGCCCAGUCACAGCAGUCUGCCCAGUCACAGCAGUCUGCCCAGUCACAGCAGUCUGCACAGUCACAGCAGUCUGCCCAGUCACAGCAGUCUGCCCAGUCACAGCAGUCUGCACAGUCACAGCAGUCUUCCCAGUCACAGCAGUCUGCCCAGUCACAGCAGUCUGCCCAGUCACAGCAGUCUGCCCAGUCACAGCAGUCUGCCCAGUCACAGCAGUCUGCCCAGUCACAUCAGUCUGCACAGUCAAAGCAGUCCAGCAGUCUCCACAGUCACAGCAGUCUGCACAGUCACAGCAGUCUGCACAGUCACAGCAGUCUGCCCAGUCACAGCAGUCUGCCCAGUCACGGCAGUCUGCCCAGUCACGGCAGUCUGCCCAGGCCACCUCCUCGUGUGACUCACCUACGCCACGCCCGCCCGACUAUUCCUCGACCAUGCAUUCAGAGCUGCAACGCUACUGA